GAGAGAGAGAGAGAGAGAGAGAGAGAAAGAGCUGUGAAUGGUGAAGUAGCAGGGGAGGGCAGGCAGAGAAAAGGCGAGAGAGAAAGCGGCUGGCCUUUGUAGUCGGCCGAGGAAUGCGGAAACGUCCCUGCUCUGUGUCAAACUCCUCCGGAGGGGGUCGAGGCAACAUUCAGCCCAGCGUGGGAAAGCGACGGGCAGAGCGAGCUCACCGAGCAGCUCAGCGCACCACACUCUCUCCGCUUAGAUGGGAAAACGCGUAGUGGGGGAAAACGACGCACGGUAGAUUAGCCGAGCUGAGGAUAUAAGCAGAUCUCGUUGCGCGCUCACUGAAGGCUUGGGGAGAGAAAAGAAACAGUAAGUCGUUGCGUUAAGCUCAGUGUGCCGGAGUGGCGCAGGCGCUGGCGCAGGCAGGAUGGGGGUUAAAGCGCUGCAGCCGCCGACUACCUGUGUGGCCUCGCUAGGACACUCCGGGAUGUAGAAGGGGGCGAGAGAACUAAAAAAAAAAACGCUUCUGCUAUUCUUUCCUGCAUUUUUUUUUUAAUAGACGUAAACGCUUGUAGCGUGAUUUACAUUUCAGUGAGAAACUAAAAGGGGCAACGCACGUGCAGAAGUAGCGCUGUUUCUCCCGGUCAUGGCUUCGUGAAAGAGGCUCACCAGGCACGUUUUCGGGAUUCCCCGGGGCAGGGCUGCACCCAAGCACAAAGACGCCCGUGCCAGAAAGACAAGUAGACAGAAAAAAACAUGGACAAAGAAGUCCUAAACCAGCAGUAUGAGCCCGUGGCUGAGAUCGGCGAGGGCGCGUACGGGAAGGUGUACAAGGCGCGCGACCUGAAGAACGGACGCUUCGUGGCGCUGAAACGGGUGCGCGUGCAAACCGAGGAAGAGGGUAUGCCUCUGUCCACUAUCCGCGAGGUGGCAGUACUGAGGCAGCUCGAGUCAUUCGAGCACCCCAACGUGGUCAGGUUGUUUGAUGUCUGUACAGUUUCUAGAACUGAUCGAGAGACCAAACUGACUCUGGUCUUUGAGCAUGUGGACCAAGACUUGACCACAUACCUAGAAAAAGCACCUGAUCCAGGAGUGCCACCCGAAACCAUAAAGGACAUGAUGUACCAGUUGUUGCAGGGGUUGGACUUCCUCCAUUCACACCGUGUGGUUCACAGAGACCUGAAACCUCAGAAUAUACUGGUAACCAGUGGAGGUCAGAUCAAACUGGCAGACUUUGGCCUGGCACGCAUAUACAGCUUUCAGAUGGCGCUUACUUCAGUGGUGGUCACUCUUUGGUAUCGAGCUCCAGAAGUGCUCCUCCAGUCGAGCUAUGCAACCCCGGUGGAUCUGUGGAGCGUGGGCUGCAUCUUUGCUGAGAUGUUCCGAAGAAGACCGCUUUUCCGUGGGAAUUCUGAUGUUGACCAGCUGGGAAAAAUUUUUGAUGUGGUUGGUGUCCCUCCUCCUGAAGACUGGCCCCAGGAAGUGGGUUUGCCUCAGAGUGCCUUUCCCCCUCGUCCAGCUCAGCCUAUAGAAGACCUGGUGCCUGAUAUGGAUGAGCUUGGAAAAUCACUUCUACUUAAAUUUCUGUCGUUCAACCCGGGCCGAAGGAUAUCGGCUUAUGAUGCCCUGUCUCACCCAUACUUUCAUAGCCUAGACAGCACCAGCAAGAGUCUCUAUGUGCAACCCUUCCCCAGCAAAAAGGCCUCCCUGGAGGAGAGAGCUGCUUGAAAGACAUUCCUUUUUUAUAGACUUACUGGCACAAGCCCCCUUUUUUAUCCUGUCUUCCAUUGCCACAUUACAUGCUGCUUUUAGGCCUUGUUGAAGUAUUACCACAAAUUUUGGUUGAUGCAUUUUCACUGCAGUUGGUAAUAUCACUGCCUGGGACAAUUUACAAAAAACAAAAAAACAUCAAAAGCUGCUUUCCUACCUGCCUGUCUUCCUUAGCAGGAAGUCCCUCUGCUCAGAUGAAACUCCACUGCCAGAUAUCUGAUACAGCGGCUGCUACACCAUGUUGUCAGGGAUCACUACGUCUUGACGAACAUCAGAAAAAUAUAACUGCCAGGACUUCUUAACUGCCUAAAUCAUACUUCUCUAAAUCAGCAAGUUCACUGCCUGUGACUGACCCAAUUGGAUUCUAAAAGCCUAUAAAAAAAUAUAGUUAUCACUGCUAAUGUGGGUCUGUUGAACAGAACCACACUCUAGAAGAUGGAAUUGCACACGUACACUCUUUUGUGCCUGCUCCGAGACUGCUCAGAUUUAUGGGUCAAAGCAUUUAGAUAAAUUAUCUGUUAGUUUAUCCCCCAAGGCUGGUCUUUGUGGACCUUGACAGCAGUGGAGACACAUUUCAAAUCGUGCCUUACAGAAAAGGAGAAAUCAUACGGCUAUGGUUUAACCCUCACCACUGUCGAGGCCUGGUUCACGCUUUAUUAACCCAGGAGACACCCAACACUUCAGGCUGGUUUUCUGGACACAGUCUAAGUCUGGUUUAUGCUUCAUCAUUAAUAUUUUAUAGAACCUCUGAAAAAGGAUUAUUAGACAGUAAGUAGGGAUGACAUAGACUUAGACACUGAAUUUCUUAAUAUGGGAUUUCACAAUAUCUGUAAAAUAAUGAUUCAUCAUCUCAGCUGUGUUGGGCAGUAAAUUUUAUUAAAUGAGUUAUCUGCGAAACUUUAACGGUUUUGUCAGACAUAUCAAUUGGGACAUAUCAAUUGGGACAUCCUAUAUUGUUGUAAAUGCAUUUUUGUAAAUAUUGGUGCAUUUUUACCUUGUACCCAGUGUUUCCAGUGGAUCCUUUAAAAUCCACACCAGGACAAAGCGAUUACUGAAAAUGAACGAAUGAACGAAUCAACAAAUUUACUUAACUCUAUUGAUAUUUUUAUAAAAGCAACAUUAAGAAAAUCAAACAGUUUGGCUGUUAUUCUUAUUCCUGUUGAACUCUUGACAAGCUCACUGACAUGUUCCCAAAUUGCUACUGGGAAAUGUAGUAACUAAUAACUAAUACAGCCCAACAUUGUGUUUUAGACCACCUUCAGACUGGAAUUUCUUCAAAAAUCUUGUCACAGAGUCGAAGCUGCCACCAGUUCCCACUGCUUUCCUCCUGCUAGCCAAUAGAAGCAGAACUGGGUGGCCCAUUUGGACGUUUGUUUUCGAAAAUUAACUUUCCUGAAUUUUUUUCGCACCCCUCUCUCGUCUCUAAAUUGCUUUUAUUACCUCUGGAAAGAAGCAUAAACCAGUCUUGACCAGUGUAGUUUAGUGUCUGGAAGCCUGGCUCUUACACUCAAGAAUAUAGAAACAUAUUUUAGGCUACAUCUAAACAGACUGUUCUUUCUACACUGUUCAUUUAUUUUUUUUGAUAUCAGUGUUGAUUGUUGAUGAAUUAUUGUGGUUAAGUCUUAAUUUUAGUUGACUUGAAGUUGUAUGUGUAAGGGUAUGUCUGACAUGUAUAUUAUACAGUAUUUACAUACUCUGAAGUUGUGUAAAUGGAGUAGUAACUCCUUGUUUAGUUAGUGGGCUGACCCUCACAGGGAAGUAACUAAAGAGGAGUAACUGGCAGGUGCUUUGAGAAAUAAUUGUAGUGCAGUAAUGAUUGAGCAAGUAGAAAAUGUCUAGCUUUAGAGAAUGAAUGAGGUGACAAAGGUUCUUUUUGAGAGAUUGAGAUUGCUUUGAUUAGAUUGCGUGAAGAGGUUGAGGAAGGUUAUGUAAUAACUGUGUUUUUACCGAAAUUUAGGACUUGUACAUUUCCAUUUGACCUUCCAUUAUUUGAUUCACUCAAGUCUGGAUUGAUGAUAGACAAGUAGAUCAGAGACAUCGUGCUUUUGGUCUGCCUCUUUGCAUGACUUAGAAGGGAGGAAGGAAAAGAAGAAGGAAGAAUGCUGCUUUAGUAAUUUAGGAUGUGGCCCAUGAGCCUGGUCCAAGAUGAGGCUAAACAGAAGAGAACAACACCCAGAUGCCAUGCCGUAAACCUUUAUUCACAGGUUCAUCCAGAUAAGCACUGGUGCUUCCUUCAUACACUCAGGAUCACAGUAGAUUCAAUGGUUCAUACUUAUCAGAUAGCUCUAGCUUUACAGUUGAUCUGUGAUGGAUUCCUUUCAUAGUAAAGAAUAAUAUCUGAUAAAUAUAACUCACUCUACCACACACACUCAGGUCUAUUUAUGGUUGUAUGCAUAGAUUCAACAGGUUUCAUAUCUGUUUCAGUUUAAUCAUUGUUUUAACAUUAGUGUAUAGUAAAUUCAAACUGCAAAUUAGUCACUGUAUUAAUUCCAAAAUAGCAGAGUAAAAUAAAUGUUGCUGUCAAGCUAUUUAUGGCUAUAUUUACAUACAUGUUCAUCGGAUUACUGGUAUCAUUAGACGUUUUAAUAAUUAACACUGUUACAGUCUGAACUUUAUUUAUGAAUAUUUGCAAUUAUUAAUUUCUUAUAGUCUAGGAAACUGGACUUGGGUUUUAAUCGUGAAGACAUGUCACAAUUUGUCUGUUGUGCAACAUAAACACUGACCAGUGUAGUGAGGAAUUUCCAUAGUUGUAUGUUAAUUAAACACAUUAACCACUUAGAUGAACAGGAGAUCAAAUUCCUCUGGCCAGGACCCAGCUGUCUAACUACACCUGAAAGACAGGCAACAACGUUAAUCUGCAACACCACUGAUGACCUAUUUACAUUGCUGACGUGACAUAUUCACCCCAGACGUUUUACAUCAAUUCACACUUGCACAUCUAAUAGUUACUCCAGUCUCAUUAUGUCCAGGUGUAGGGUAGUGGGAAAUUUUCAGGCAUUCAGCAGAGCUGAUGAAGCCUUCGUGAUUAAAAUGCAAGUCCAUAGCGGAUUACAAGACAUUCAGGACAUGUAUAUGUGUGGCGGUUUGGGAAAAACCCUGUCAGAUAUUGCAGCGGCUGAACCUGAAAAUCAGCCAAAAACAAACGAAAAAAGGUUUUGACCAAAAUUGGGUUCUUCAGACUUUAACAUACAUAAAGACCUUGUGAUAAUAAAUCAUACGUAUAUUCCACCCAGAAACAAUAUUUAACAAAAAGUGGCAGUUUAACAAAAAGGCCUGCCAAAAACCUUGUUAACUGAGUGUGAUUUCCAUUGAUAGGAUAUGCUGUAGUGAAAUGCAUUUAAAGUUACAAUUCAUCCAGUAUUUAAUCAUAUACUGUUCAAAUGUCCAUAAAGCUCCUUUACUGCAUGGACUUGUAAUGACAAGGGUUUCCCCAAGUCCCCACACAUGUGGAUUUAUAAUAAAACAUUAGAUGAUGGUUGCUGUUUCUUCUGACAUUUUACUGCUAACAUUCCUUCAAUUUUUUUUGUUUGUGUGUGUGUUUGUGUGUGUAUGUGUGUGUGUGUGGUGUUAAAAAUCUCUUCUUCUCUUUUGGGCAGUUCCUCAACACGAUUGUUUGUACAGACACAGCAUGUACUUUCCCUCUUCCAAAAAUGACGAGCAAAUGAGGAUUUUUUUUAGUGGGCAUUAGAUGUCACAAAGUACAGAUAUUUAGACAAGAAAGUGCCAAUAGUUCUCGUUUAAUUACAGAUUUCAUUGAGCACUAAGUCUUUUCUCUCACACAUAAAGUCCCAGUGGCUCAGAAUUAGUGCUACAUUAAAGAAUAAAGCUUUGGAAUGUAAACUUUUAGAAUAGUAACAAAAUUUGAAUGUUGACAUGACAUUUCAACAAAUUGCACCUUGAAAAUCACACAUCUCACAAUUUUGUGCAAUGUGAAACAUUAAAAAGGCUUUCUAAUGGAACUUCCUUUAUAAUUCUCAUUUGCUACCAAUAUUAUUACAUGAGGGUGAAGUAAAAAAAUAAAUUUAAUUAUUUCUCUUUUGUUUGUAAUUGUUUGCUUUAAUUGGAAAAUGAAAUGUAAUCAGUUGAUUUUAUUUAAUCAUUUAUAAAUGAUUUAUUUUUAUUUUAUUUUAUUGAAUUUGCUGGAUAUUGGUACUUUGCUUUUGUUUUUAUUUCUUAUCUUUCUUAUAUUUUGCCUCUACUUUAUUUUUUUUAUUUAUUGGCAUUUUAAUAGAAAUACAUUAAGGUUGCUGAGUGAGAAUGAAACCUGCCUAUUUAUCUGGUGGUGCAUUGACGGUGCUAUGAUAUAACAAUUUCUUAAACUUGAAAUGGAAUCACUAUCAAUAUGGGACAAAUCUUGUUUAUUGAAAAGCAAGAGUGAAUAUUCAAGAUUUCAGUAUUUCUUGACCAUUUUUUUUCAACAGACAUUUCCCAUAGAAAACAAAUGCAGUAAAUUUGAAAUACUUUAUAAUAAAAGGUAAUACUGCUGAUACAUUAAUCAUGUGCCUUAAAUUCCACACAUAACCAACAUACUUCCUGUGCAGGUCAAAUCUGUACCUCUACUGAAUUUCACAAAUUUUCUGAAAGUCGAACUACCUUGUUUAAAGCCAAAUCCAGUACUAUAAUGAACUAUUAUUGCUCUUUUAUUUUAUUUUUUUCCAUUUUAGUCUUUUUAUCACACAUAUGAACUCCGUUGUAUGUUGUAUUUCACUGGAAAAUUAAGAACUUUUUCAAGUUGUUUGCAUUUUUUUUCUUUCCAGAAUUUCCAUGUCUUUAACCUAAUAACAAAAAUAGCCAUUUUUUUGCAUUACUAUUAUACUUUGUUUUGUGUCUCUGUGUAAUCUUUACCUAAUUGAUCAUUCAUUCUGAUAUUUACUGAUUUGUUUUGUUGCUUAUUUUUUCUGCCUAGCAGCCUUUAAACAAUACACAGUAACCAAAAGUAGGUUUUAUUAAGUGAUGUGUUUUUGUCAUUAGCUGUAAGGAUGGUGUGUGGAUUUGUGAUCUACAUUGUUUGUUUCACUAACUUUGUUUGACUCUUAACAGUUCCUAAAAUGGUACUUAUAACACAUGUGGUUUAUAACGCAUGCAUAGAAGCAGUGAAAUAUUACAGAUUUCUUUUUAUUUUUUCCACUUUAUUUAUUUGCCCUGUUUUACUGUAUGGAAGAUGUCACAUAUUAUUCAUCAUCAGCUUUCAUUUUUGAGAAAUUGAGAUAUUCGGCAGCUUUUCGUGAGACCUAAUAUGACAGAUGAAUAUAAUUUUCUGUCAACAGUUCCUAAUAUAAACCAUUUUUUAAACCAUAAAAAGGCUAUUGUGAUUGGAUUACACCUUAUCAUUUGAGCAUUUGUUUACUUUUACCACUGAAUAUUCCCAAGAUUUCCCUGAACCAAAUUAAGGUGAAAAUACCAUUGGUUAUGGCACCGCACCAUUUUUAUUUGAUUUCACUUUUUAUCCUAACCUUAUUUUCUUGCAGAUAUUAUUUAUGGGCAAGAUUUUGUAUUUGUUUCAUUGUUUGUUUGCUGCUAAUUUUUCACAGCUUGGCUCAAAUAUAUGAUAAAAGAAAAAUGACCCUUCUAAAUUUGAUGCCAUUGUUAAAUAAGGCUGCUUUGUGCUCAUGUGUUGCAUUUGUAACUGCCUGACAUUUUUUUUGUUUGAUAUUUUUGUCCUUUAAAUAAAUAUUUUAAAAUGA
Molecule: messenger RNA, 7439 nt
Organism: Tachysurus fulvidraco (yellow catfish)
Lineage: Eukaryota; Metazoa; Chordata; Actinopteri; Siluriformes; Bagridae
Gene: cdk6
Product: cyclin-dependent kinase 6
Exons: 8
Coding region: 742-1713 (323 amino acids)
Biological process (GO): regulation of gene expression; signal transduction; regulation of G2/M transition of mitotic cell cycle
Cellular component (GO): cyclin-dependent protein kinase holoenzyme complex; nucleus; cytoplasm
Molecular function (GO): cyclin binding; cyclin-dependent protein serine/threonine kinase activity; ATP binding
Source: RefSeq, a predicted model, not a curated record